CAGAGCAUUGUCUGAUACAGCGCCAGAAGGGGAGAGGAUGGCGCAAAAGACCAGGCAGGUUAGUUCUGCUGUCCACAGGGCGCCAGCAGUUGGAAUCCAGUCAUCAGCAUUGACACAACAAUGAACAAACAUUUAAUUAACAUUUCCUUCUAGUUCUACACUAGGUGAUAAAAGAUAAUCUUAAUUUGAAAAUAUUUGCAAUAUUUUUAAUACCCUGUUUACACUCAUAUUUGGGGAUGCCUUGAAAAUAUAGUCAUUAUUUUACAGCCAUUAGUUUUAAACAAUUAGUUUAUCUCAGUCCCGAGUCUCUUUCCCGUUAAUUUGAGAAAGCCUUUGUUUUGAGUGAGCUCUUUAUGACCUGCCCUACAACGUAUGUACUUUGUUCUUUUUAUCAUCUCUUUCUACAUGUGGUUUUUUUUAACAGUCCUUUUUCGAGUCCUAUAAAGUAUCCUUAAUUUUUCUCUUUCCACUAGAAUUAGGUAGUGACCGUGUUUUCAGGAAACAUCAGAUCAAAAACAUUUGGUUUUUUAUUAUUUCAGCACAUUCCUUAAGUCGUACAUUCUUGCAGCUGUGGGCUGUGUUCCCCCCCUCUAAGUUUUUAUUAUGGAAAAUUUCAAACAUACACAAAAGUGUAGCAGUAAUAGUAUAAUGAACCCUCAUGUACUCAUUGUGUGAACUUUUCCCCCAAAAUUCCAUUUUAAGGAAGUUUUCUCUUGCCCUGGUUUGAUAAAAUGCUCCAAGGGGCAUUAUUGUUAGUCCAGGGUUGCUGCUUCUGUCCUGGAAGACAGGCUUCGAAGGAGGGCAGGGUCUGCCUUGCAGCUGAAAGGAAGGUGUCUGGUCAUCUUCACCUUCACAAAUAGAAGAGAAAUGGAGUCUGGGUUGUGAUUCUAAGAGUCUUUGAAGACUUUGGAAAUUGCAGUUUAGUCCAUAUUUUAGUUUAGAUUUGUUGUCAGUUCAUUACUGUUGUUGCCCUUCUGGUUGUCUUGUUUUCUCAACUCUUCAGCAAUAAACCCUGUGAAAUGAAGAGUUCGAAAGCAUCACAGCAGGAAUGUGCCGCUCUUCUCUCUGUUGCUUGGAAGGAGGGUCAACCCCCAGAACAGAGAGGGUGGUGGUACCAUCGGGGAUGCUGGGAAGCAGCCGGGCCUCUGACCCCUCUGCAGGGGAGGAAGGGGGCUCAGGGCCGAGGACUUGCGGGUCCUUCUGGAGACCCCCCGGUGGACCCUGGGCAUGGUGCUGAGAUGGCCACUCUCCCCUUGUCUCUGCUGUCCCUGCUCACCUCCGAAUGCUCUUCACCUGCACUUCGUUAGCUUCCUCCCAAAUGGCUUCCUUGGCUCCCUAGACCAGGUGGGGCCUCCCUCCUGUGGGGCUCCUCGCACCUUGUACACAUGGCUUUCCCUUUACAGCGCUUACUGCACUGUCUGAUCCGUUUCCUUGUCCGGGUUUCCUUUACUGGACUCUAAGCUCCUCAAGGGCAAGGACUGUUGGUUUAUCAUGUUUCCCCAGUGUCUCAUGCAGUUCUUGGCGUAGAAUCAACCCUCAGUUAAUAUUAGUUUGUAUGAAUGAAUGAGAACAACUGAAUCUGGAUACCUCUAAUCCUUUUGUUGUGAAGAUUGGAGGGAAUGAAUAUAAAACGUCCAGCAAGGAGCAUGGACUAAUAAGCAUUCAAUUCAUAGUAACUGUAGCAGUGGUCGUCAUGCUCCUGAGAGUAGGGGCAGAAUCUCGCUCAUGGCUGUACUCUCUUCAGAGUUCAGUAAUGACGCUUACUGCACGUGAUUGAAUUGAAUAUAGAGUAAAUAAGCCAGAUACAUGAUGAGUUAUUCUUCUGUGUCCAUGUUUUGAAGAAAACUAAUGGCUCUCUUGAGGAUGUGUUUAUUUUCCAUGGGGUAUAGAAAUUAUCUUUUUUCCAGGCACAAAUGCAUUUCCUAAUAGUAAUAAUUUAAAAAUUUUUAUUUUAUUGUGAUAAGAACAUUUGACAUGAGAUUUACCCUCUUAACAGAUUUUUUAAGUGCACAAUACAGUUAUACACUUGUUAUCAUAGGUCCCUCGUUGCCUGUAGGCACAAUGUUGUACAGCAGAUCUCCAGAACUUAUUCAUCUUGCAUAGCUGAAACUUUAUACCCACUGCAGCAUCUCACUUGCAUCAACAUUGUUGAAAGAAGAAGAAAAAAUGCCAGUGCUAUCUCCUGAAAUCAAAUUUGAGACUUCUAACGUCACCAGGAAUUCUCUUCACGGUUGUUUUCUUUUUGAGAGUAGUUGGAGGAAAGCAGUUUUAGAAACACAAAAGAUGAGGAAAGAAUACACCACAGCAUUUGGUCUAGAAGAGUUCAAAGAUUGUGUCAAAAUGCCAUAUUUACCAGGAUUGCAAAGUUGCCAAAAAAGUGUAAGUUCAACUCCACUAGAGGUUCAUAAAAGACUGCUGUGUGCCGAUCCUGAGAAGCCCCCAGUCAGCCGUUCCGGUGAGAACGCGUCGAGUUGCCUGCAAGUGUUUUAUUCUCCUCUGCCUAUUGCACAGCGCCCUGUGAAAGGACAGCCUUGGCAAAGCAGGAUAAAGAAGACGAAGGAAGCAUGCACUGUGGUACCACUUCAGGAGAAAUCAAAAAGGCUCUUAAGGCAUUCUAAUUCUUCUUCAAUCAAUUUUGAUUCUGGCUUCAGCGAUCCUCUCCCUGGAGCGUCAUCUCAGUACUUACAGAGGCUUUCCAAAAUGGCCAUAUUGGAGUAUGACACCAUCCGUCAAGAAACAGGCAGAAAAUCAAAAAAGGGCAAGAAACGCGAGCGAGACUGCUGACUAAUAUCAUACGCUGUGAUGCUUUCUUCGCUGACUUUUAAGGUUUAUAUAUUUUUUUCUUUUUUUCUUGAUAUGUGAUAUGAUGUGCAAUGAUUUACAUACAAAUGGAAAUGUAAAUAGGAAAUAAAUAUUUUAUGUUACAGAAUAAUUUGCAUUUUGUUAACAUUAUAAAGAGACAUUUAAGUUAUAGUUUACGAGGACAUAAGCAUAAGAAAAAUUAGAUUCCAUGAAUUUUAUGCACAUUGAUUAUAUUUUUUUAUUCAAUUUGAUAAAUGUUUUUUGAGUGCCUGUCUGUACCAUGAGCUUUGCUAGGAGCUGCAGAAGAUUCCAGAAAAAGUGAGUUCUUAUUGUUGGGGUUAGAAGGCGCCCUAACUUGAACCCCUCCUUCUCCCUGUUUGAGUUUGAAAACAGUCGUGAGAUAAGUAUUCAAGCAGAUGAGACUCUUAGCUUUGUUUACUGAUAAAACCUGGAAGGGAAGUCCUGGUUCAAUGUGUGGCAACUGUGGCCUCCUCAUCCUGAACUUUCCACUUGGGCAAAUGUACACGCCCAGGUAAUGCCAACAACCUCAGGCUCACCUGCCGAACCAAGACCUUUACUGCCAAGCAGAGCAAGGCAUCUCCACCGUGUAGACAGGCAGAUCCAGGAGGGGAAAGUAGGUGGGGAGAGACUCACUCCAUCUCUGUGGGGAGGAGAAGGAAGGUCUCAGUUAAGAGGAAAACCUUUCUUCAGGAAAGCCUGAGGGGUGGGGGAGAAGUAUUUGUCUAUACACGUCCCUGAGAAACGGGGAGAAUCAAGGAUACCAAUGGCUGUGAUCCAGUGGAGAGUGGGAUACGGGUCAUAGCAGAACCAGAGUGUUACAGAGGUUCAAAAACAGGGCAGCAACAUCCAGGGGGUCAGAGAAAGCCUCAUAGAAGAUGUAGUGUUUAAAAUGGGCUUUAAAGACAGGAAAGAUAGAGGGAGAGGGCAUUUCUUGAAACAUGGAAUAAUAUAAGCAAAGAUACACUAUGCAUUUGGGAAUGGUGCACUUGGCUGGAGUACUAGGGAGUAUAGUGCAAGAGUCAUAAAUUCACAGGCCUACAGGCACCAUGCCAGGACCAGAUUGAGUGACACGAAUCAGAUGAAGGUGAACUGGAGCAUGUGUCUCCAUUUAAAAGGGCACUCACUGCCUCCCUUCAGCCCUUUGUGUCAUGCAGGAAUGUGGGCCCAAAGGUGCCAAAUAUUCUAACUUUUCAUGAGAAGCCAGACUCUGGAUUUUUAUGUUAAACCUUCCAAUGUAUAAAUGGGAGCAAUUAAUUCAAAAUAAGUGAUUUAAAAUUUAUAAAGCCAGUGUGUAGGCCAAAGAAAAUUAUAUGCAAAAUCUAGAUCUGGCUUUGUGGAGCCAUUCUUUUGUGCAAACUCAGGGUCAAAGGAAUUGAGGGCAAUAGGGCUCAAAAGAUAAGUUGAUGAUAGCUGGUCGAGAAUCGCAGAUGCCAAGCAAGAGUUUGUACUUCCUCUGUUUCACAGUGGGAGAUUUUUGAGAAUGAAAUUAAAUUACUGCUUUUAGGAAGAUUCAUCCGGGUAUAAUUUGUAGGCUGGAUUGUAAUGGGAGGAGACUGGAGGUAGGGAAAGCACUUAGGAGGUUUUUAUAAAAAUUGAGAUAAGAAUCUCUCAGUGGAAAGAUAGAGACAGGCAUAGGAAGGAGAGACUAAAACAUGAGGCCAUCAAGGCAAAGGACUUAAGGUCAACUGCUUAGACAUAGGGUAUCGGGAGAGAAAGAAUCAAAACCGGCUCAUUUCCGCCUUUAGACAUAAGGUUCUCAGGGGGCGAUGCUAGGUUUGGGGAAUAAGAGGAUGAGUGCAAGCUCGGGUGUAUUCAAUUUUAGGUGCCAUCAGAACUGCCACAUAGAGAUGCCAAACAGGUAGUUGAAAAGUAGGUAGGUAGUUCCGGGAAAAUGACACUGCCUAGAGUUAGAACUUUGAGAAACAUUUUCAUAGCAAAUUCUCUGUUUUCUCCGAUAACAAAGUGGAGAGAGAAGGAAGCCCAAAUUUAUAAGGAAUGGGAGGAAAUAGGAAGAAGACAAAAAUAGGAGAAAGAAGAAAAGAAACCAUCACAGAUGUAAGAGAAUAAACAUAUUCUCUGUCCUUGCAUGCUUUAUAUUAAUGUAUAGAAUGCAAUGUUAAUAUGUGUUUGUAUGAAUUAUCAUGAUGCAUUAGUUCCUAGGGGGAUAAAUAAACUUAAAUGGAUAUGUUUGUGCUUA
Equus caballus (horse) is the source of this 5020-nucleotide messenger RNA. Lineage: Eukaryota; Metazoa; Chordata; Mammalia; Perissodactyla; Equidae. The record is from RefSeq and is a predicted model, not a curated record.